AUGACCAUUAAGAACAAUUAUCCGUUACCGAGGAUUGAUGAUCUUUUCGAUCAAUUACAGGGAGCUACAGUGUUUUCUAAGGUUGAUCUGAGGUCUGGGUAUCAUCAGUUGAAGAUUAAAGAACAGGAUGUACCCAAGACAGCGUUUAGGACUCAGUACGAUCAUUAUGAGUUCUUGGUCAUGCCUUUCGGGUUAACUAACGCACCGACAACUUUUAUGGAUCUCAUGAACAGGGUGUUCCACCCUUACUUGGACAAGUUUGUUAUUGUGUUCAUUGAUGACAUCCUAGUUUACUCGAGAGAUAAUGAUGAGCACGCUACCCACUUGCGUAUGUAUUACAGACUUUGCGGGAAAGACAGUUGUAUGCAAAGUUUUUGA
Theobroma cacao (cacao) is the source of this 378-nucleotide messenger RNA. Lineage: Eukaryota; Viridiplantae; Streptophyta; Magnoliopsida; Malvales; Malvaceae. The record is from RefSeq and is a predicted model, not a curated record.